Phoenix dactylifera (date palm) is the source of this 619-nucleotide messenger RNA. Its product is annotated as large ribosomal subunit protein eL38z/eL38y. The record is from RefSeq and is a predicted model, not a curated record. Gene Ontology annotation, biological process: translation; protein-RNA complex assembly. Lineage: Eukaryota; Viridiplantae; Streptophyta; Magnoliopsida; Arecales; Arecaceae. Gene Ontology annotation, cellular component: cytosolic large ribosomal subunit; ribosome. Gene Ontology annotation, molecular function: structural constituent of ribosome.
ACUACCCUUUCGUUGCGCUAUAAAACUACAAUCUCGCUGGGUCCCAAUUCGCGCAUUAGGGUUUUCAGGGGGGGAGACGACUCGGAAAGCCGACCACCUUCGCCGCUGAAGCCCUCAAGAUGCCAAAGCAAAUUCAUGAGAUUAAGGAUUUCCUUCUCACGGCAAGAAGGAAAGAUGCACGCUCUGUCAAAAUUAAGAGGAGCAAGGAUGUUGUCAAGUUCAAAGUUCGAUGCUCCAAGUACCUCUAUACACUGUGUGUGUUUGACUCUGAAAAAGCAGACAAGUUGAAGCAAUCUCUUCCUCCAGGUUUGAAUGUCCAAGAUGUUUGAAGAUGAUGCCGGAGACCCUUUAAGAAGUAGCUAAAAACGUUGUUUGCUUUUGUUUUCCUUUUAACUAAGAAACUUCUGGUCUUCUUUAGGAUCAACGUCUUUGGAUAUGUGUUCUGAAUUUUGAAGAUUAUUCUCAUUUGUUUUUCAUUUUCUUACUAUUGAGUCAUCGGGAAGAUUUUGGCAUAUUUGGUUUGGUAUUUGGAACUGGUUUGUAUCAGAUAUUCUCUAUCAGGUUCCUCUCUGAGUUUUCAGUUUAUUAUAAGCACCCAGAAAAGAGCUGAUCUUGUGAA